GUGUGUGUGUGUGUAAGAGAGAGGCCAACCUCCCUUUUCUUGGCACUGUUCCUCAGCCAUAUAUAUCUCAUUUAAUCUUUUUGUCAAUGUCAAAGAUUAUAUGACUUGCCCAAGACCUCACGGCCAGUAAAGUUGCAUACCUUGAAUCAUACCCUCUGUUAGAUUCAGUUAUCGUCCCACCUCUCCAAUCCAAUUCCUCAACUUCUGGAACCCUCCUUGUGUAUUCCGGCUCCCAGCAGUUUCCCUGUGGUCUCUCUUCUUUCCCUUAAGCUAUGAACUUCUGAAAUACAGGCACUCUGCAACCCCAGAGGGCUUAGCAAAGGGGUGGGACACAUAAGAAACCCUAACAGUGAUGUCUAACUUUUUGGCGUCUCUGGGCCACACUGGAAGAAGAGUUGUCUUGGGCCACACAUUAAAUACAGUGCGACACUUAAUCACAAAAAAGUCUCAGAAUGUUUUAAAUAACUUCACAGUUUUGUGUUGGGCUGCAGUCAUAAGCAUCCUGAGCCACAUGUGGCCUGCGGGCAGCAGGUUACCCCUACCCUAAGAUGUUUGUUUCAUUAAUCAGUAAUUAGACUUACUCCUUGGUGAUAAUGUAUUUAUAGAUUGCUCUUCUCUUGUUAUUCUUCAUACAACUUCUCUAGUUUGGACCCAAAACACAUAGGUCCAGUGGAAGUGACAGUGAAGCAGGCUGCGUGUAGAGAGAAAAGAGGAGCUUCCGCUUCCCUUCCUGUUCCCUGGGGUCUGUGGCUUUAACUCUUCCCUGGCUGAGCUCAGCUGCACUCAGGAAAUCACUCUGUUGGGCAAAAGAAAGGCAAUUUUGGAACUUGGAGCAGCCAGAGAGCACUAGGCCCUGGCCUGCAAUGGUUGGAACUACAGACCAAUUCUUCCCACUCUGGUCUUUGACCUACAAGGCAAAAAGUUUUCUCAGCAGGCAGACCCUACCCUGGAAGCAUCCAGAGACGACGUCCUGGACUUGACCGCAGUUGUUACAAAUGAUGGGCCUGCUGCGGAAGCUGAGUCUGCCCAAGGCCCAGGCAAUUACAAAUCCAUUCUCCAGGGACUACGUGUCUUGCAGAAUCUGAUAAGAAGGGACAGGUCUCAAGAGCUACUACUUGCAGUCCUGAUGACACCCAGCCAUGCCCGUCUUUGGCUGUAGCCCUAGGAGCAGUCUAGGGGCCCAUACCCCUAGUUCAGAGGCUAUUUCUAUUUCCAGAGAAUUGUUCAGGGUACACUUUUUAUCCACAACGGGAUAGAAGUGCUGUGCACAUGCGCUGCUUUGAAUGUGUAGUCACUACUUGGCCAACAGCUUCAUACAUGUAUUAGUUGUGCCACAGGCACUUUUUGCUACAUGAAUGGGCCAGUAGAAGCAGCAAACCUGUCAGGCAUUCACCCCUCAACCUAAACGGCUCCUUUCUCCCAGGACUGAGGCUCUGGAAAUGACAGUAAUUGACCCGAGUUUUCGAAAAGCAACUUGGCAAUCUGCAGCGAGAGCCAUAAGAAUGUUCUACUUUUUGACCCAACACCCCCCACUUCUGGGAAUCUGUCCUAAGGACAAGUCUCCAAAUGAUUGAUACAAAGACUAUGUAGUAACAUAAAAUAUUUAUGAUGUAAUGAUAAACAAUCUAGAAGAACUGACCAAGAAAUUGGCUGGAGAUGAUAAUAGUUGCAUUAGAGUAAUGAAUUCUUUUUCUCAAACUUUACUUUGGAAUAUCGAUUUUAGCUUCCCCUGCCCCUCAAGGUUAGUCAGUCAGGAACCUGACAGAAACAGCAGGCUCAGGUAGGGUAGAUGACAAGAGUUUAAUGAAGGGACGCUUUGCCUGUUUCCAGUCCUUUUCACUCUGGUUUCUUUAACUCUCAGUUACUCACUCAUCAAUUAUGGAGUACCUACUUAUUUUCUAGUGAGUGGGGCACUCUCAAGUGCAUAAAUUGCUAAAAACGCUAUAAUAAAUACAGACAUUGGGUGCUCUAAGGAGCACAGAGGAAGAAGUAAACUGUCAGGAGGGAGGUGUGAAUCAAGGAAGGCUUCGGAGAGGGGUGGUCCAUGCACAAUGCACGUUCAGUUUUGAAGGUACCUGCUGAAACAAAAGAGCCACGACUUGCAGGAAGAAAAAAGCAAGGCACAAUACGGUGCAUUUAGGACAUUACAUGUGGCUCUGCUGGGCUGGAAGAAACAUUGAGUGGGUGUGAAGAAACUGGGAGAUGAGGCUUUAGUUAGAUCAUGGACUGUGCUCCAAGUGCCUUUGUGUUUUGGAGUUAGCAGAUUUGCAUGUUAGAGAUGACUGGCCUCAGUGAAGAGAGUGGCCUGAAUGGGGCAAGGGUGCAGGCAGAGAAGAGGGACAACGAGGAUUCGGGUCUUGGCUGGGUGGGCCAGCAAAUACCCUUUCUCAGCUUUGGCCUUUUCUGACUUACACUCGGCCAGCGCCGUGCCUCUCUGGGCUCUCCCUCCCUCUUCCUCCCUGAGAGCCCGUGGUGGGCGGGGAGGCGAGCUGGGGGUGGCCCUGCCUGGGUGGUCUCCUGCACUGCCCCCAGCGGCGCUGUUGCCUAGCAGCGGAUCCGGGUAAUUUGCGGGUCCCUCAGCCAAUGGGAGCGCGUCGCCUCUGCCCUCUCUCUUUUUCUCCGGCUGCAGACGCCUUCUCUUCACUUGCGGUCGCCACCUCGAACCGCACCGGACUCCGGCCGGUGGGUCUGCAGGCACGCGGAACUCAUUCCAGCUGCCGCCCGGCCCGCCCCGCACCGCCUUGCACUCCUCUGGGUCACAGCCAGCGCGGCCCGCCCGCAUCCAACUCUCACCCACGCCCCGCGCCUGAGCCGCCCUGCGCUCCAGGGGGAUCAGGCCAGCCUAUGGGGGCUUCCAGAUAACGCGGGUUGGGGGUGCCCAGGCCCCCCAUCUCCGCCAGCAUGGCUGGGCCACCACCCCUCGGGGAGCUGCCCCCAGACUACACACCCCCGGCUACCUUCGUGGCACCCCAGAUCCUAGCUGGGAGCCUAAAGGCUCCGCUCUGGCUUCGCGCCUACUUCCAGGGCCUGCUCUUCUCUCUGGGCUGCAGGAUCCAGAGACACUGUGGCAAAGUGCUGUUCCUGGGACUGUUGGCCUUUGGGGCCCUGGUACUGGGUCUCCGCGUGGCCGUCAUUGAGACAGACCUAGAGCAGCUCUGGGUGGAAGCGGGCAGCCGGGUGAGCCAGGAGCUGCGGUACACCAAGGAGAAGCUGGGGGAGGAGGCUGCGUACACCUCCCAGAUGUUGAUACAGACCCCGCGCCAGGAGGGAGAGAACGUCCUCACACCCGAGGCACUUCGCCUCCACCUCCAGGCAGCCCUCACUGCCAGUAAAGUGCAAGUAUCACUCUAUGGAAAGUCCUGGGACUUGAACAAAAUCUGCUACAAGUCAGGCGUUCCCCUCAUUGAAAAUGGGAUGAUUGAGCGGAUGAUUGAGAAGCUGUUCCCAUGUGUGAUCCUCACCCCGCUCGACUGCUUCUGGGAGGGAGCCAAACUCCAAGGGGGCUCUGCCUACUUGCCCGGCCGUCCCGACAUCCAGUGGACCAACCUGGAUCCCGAGCAGCUGCUGGAGGAGCUGGGUCCCUUCACCUCCCUUGAGGGCUUCCGGGAGCUGCUUGACAAGGCACAGGUGGGCCAGGCCUACGUGGGGCGGCCCUGUCUAAAUCCUGAUGACCUUCACUGCCCACCCAGCGCUCCCAACCGUGACAGCAGGCAGGCUCCCGAUGUGGCUCAGGAAUUGAGCGGGGGCUGCCACGGCUUUUCCCACAAGUUCAUGCACUGGCAGGAGGAGUUGCUGCUGGGAGGCAUGGCCAGAGACCCCCAAGGACAGCUGCUGAGGGCAGAGGCCCUGCAGAGCACCUUCCUGCUGAUGAGUCCCCGCCAGCUGUAUGAGCACUUCCGCGGUGACUACCAGACACAUGACAUCGGCUGGAGCGAGGAGCAGGCCGGCACGGUGCUGCAGGCCUGGCAGCGGCGCUUCGUGCAGCUGGCGCAGGACUCCCUGCCUGAGAACGGGUCCCAGCAGAUCCACGCCUUCUCUUCCACCACCCUGGACGACAUCCUGCACGCGUUCUCCGAAGUCAGCGCCGCCCGUGUGGUGGGAGGCUAUCUGCUCAUGGUGGGGCCCGUCCUGGCACCUUGCCCCCAGCGCCACCCGGUCCCUACCCUGGGAACCCCCGUCCAAGACAGUGUCCUCUCCCCACAGCUGGCCUAUGCCUGUGUGACAAUGCUGCGGUGGGACUGUGCCCAGUCCCAGGGUGCCGUGGGCCUCGCUGGGGUGCUGCUGGUGGCCCUGGCUGUGGCCUCGGGCCUUGGGCUCUGUGCCCUGCUCGGCAUCACCUUUAAUGCUGCCACGACCCAGGUGCUGCCCUUCUUGGCACUGGGCAUCGGCGUGGAUGACAUAUUCCUGCUGGCACAUGCCUUUACAGAGGCUCCAUCAGGGACCCCUCUCCAGGAGCGUAUGGGUGAGUGUCUUCAACGUACGGGCCCCAGUGUCGCGCUCACCUCCAUCAACAACAUGGUCGCCUUCUUCAUGGCCGCCCUCGUCCCCGUCCCGGCACUGCGAGCCUUCUCCUUGCAGGCGGCCGUCGUGGUUGGCUGCAACUUUGCAGCUGUGAUGCUUGUCUUCCCAGCCGUCCUCAGCCUGGACCUGCACCGGCGCCACUGCCAGCGCCUCGAUGUGCUCUGCUGCUUCUCCAGCCCCUGCUCCGCUCGGGUGAUUCAGAUUCUGCCCCAGGAGCUGGCAGACAGGACAGUACCAGUGGGCAUCACCCAUCUGACUGCCACCGUCCAAGCCUUUGCCCACUGGGAAGCCAGCAGCCAGCAUGUGGUCACCAGCCUGCCUCCCCACACCCACCUGGUGCCCCCACCUUCUGACCCACUGAGCUCCGAGCUCUUCAGCCCAGGAGGGUCCACACGGGACCUUCUAGGCCAGGAGGAGGGCUCAAGGCAGAAGGCAGCCUGCAGGUCUCCGCCCUGUGCCCGCUGGAACCUUGCCCACUUUGCCCGCUAUCAGUUUGCGCCCUUGCUGCUCCAGUCACACGCCAAGGCUGUGGUGCUGGUACUCUGUGGCGCUCUGCUGGGCCUGAGCCUCUACGGCGCGACCUUGGUGCAGGACGGGCUGGCCCUGACAGAUGUGGUGCCUCGGGGCACCAAGGAGCAUGCCUUCCUGAGCGCCCAGCUCAGGUACUUCUCCCUGUAUGAGGUGGCCCUGGUGACACAGGGUGGCUUUGACUACGCCCACUCCCAACGUGCCCUCUUUGAUCUGCACCAGCGCUUCAGCUCCCUCAAGGCCGUGCUGCCCCCACCUGCCACUCAGGCGCCCCGCACCUGGCUGCACUAUUACCGCAGCUGGCUACAGGGGAUCCAGGCUGCAUUUGACCAGGACUGGGCUUCUGGGCGCAUUACCCGCCACUCAUACCGAAAUGGCUCUGAGGACGGGGCCCUGGCCUAUAAGCUGCUCAUCCAGACCGGCGAUGCUCGGGAGCCUCUGGAUUUCAGCCAGCUGACCACGAAGAAGCUGGUGGACAAGGAGGGGCUGAUUCCACCCGAGCUCUUCUACGUGGGGCUGACCGUGUGGGUGAGCAGUGACCCUCUGGGUCUAGCAGCCUCGCAGGCCAACUUCUAUCCCCCACCUCCCGAGUGGCUGCACGACAAGUACGACACCACCGGGCAGAACUUCCGCAUCCCGGCGGCCCAGCCCCUGGAGUUUGCCCAGUUCCCCUUCCUACUGCAUGGCCUCCAAAAGACUUCGGAUUUCGUGGAGGCCAUCGAGGGGGCCCGGGCAGCGUGCGCCGAGGCAGGCCGGGCCGGGGUGCGCGCCUACCCCAGCGGCUCCCCCUUCCUCUUCUGGGAGCAGUACCUGGGCCUGCGGCGCUGCUUCCUGCUGGCCGUCUGCAUCCUGCUGGUCUGCACUUUCCUUGUCUGCACCUUGCUGCUGCUCAACCCCUGGACGGCUGGCCUCAUAGUGCUGGUCCUGGCACUGAUGACCGUGGAGCUCUUCGGCAUCAUGGGUUUCCUGGGCAUCAAGCUGAGCGCCAUCCCCGUGGUGAUCCUCGUGGCCUCUGUGGGCAUCGGUGUCGAGUUCACAGUCCACGUGGCUCUGGGCUUCCUGACCGCCCAGGGCAGCCGGAACCUGCGGGCUGCCCGGGCCCUAGAGCACACUUUCGCCCCGGUGACGGAUGGGGCCGUGUCCACUCUGCUGGGUCUGCUGAUGCUUGCUGGUUCCAACUUUGACUUCAUCGUAAGGUACUUCUUCCUGGUGCUGACAGUGCUCACGCUCCUGGGCCUCCUCCACGGGCUCGUGCUGCUGCCCGUGCUGCUCUCCAUCCUGGGCCCCCCGCCAGAGGUGGUACAGAUGUAUAAGGAGAGCCCAGAGGUCCUGAACCCCUCAGCUCCACGAGCAGGAGGGCCCAGGUGGGGGCUGCCCCCCACCCUGCCCCAGAGCUUUGCCAGAGUGACUACCUCCAUGACCAUAGCCCUCCACCCACCCCCGCUGCCUGGUGCCUACAUCCACCCAGCCUCUGAUGAGCCUGCUUGGUCCCCUGCUGCCACACCAGCUGCUGACAACCCCAGCAACCUCACUUCUAGGGCACCAUGUCCAGCCUCUGAGUGAAAGAGCAGCUGAAGCAUGGAGACUGCGUGGGCCACACGGAGUCCCUGGGGGGCAAGGGGUGGGUCACUGGGUGCAGGACAGACUCCUGGCAAGCUCUGCUGCUGCUGCUGCUGCUGCUGCCCAUCUGGCAGCACCCCUUCCCUGCCUCGGCCGUCACUGACCUCCCUGGUACCCACCGAGGACCGACAGCCUCUGGGCCGGGAGCAGCCGCCCACACCAGGCCCUGUGUCCCUGUCCCUGUGUCUGGGCAGGGUAAGAGCCAGCACUUCGGGCUGCGGUGCAGCCCUGUCCCCGCCACCCCGCCCCACACUGCUGCCCCCAGCCAGCCAGGCCUGAGGGAGCCUCUCACACCUUUGCCAGUCCUGGCCCCCAACUGCUCGGUGACCCCUGGGCAGGCUCAGUCUCCCUGACCACUUCCUACCACAUAACUUAUUUAUAUGGAGAUGUUUAUUUUUGUAGUUUGUACAGAUUAGCUAUGCUGAAAGUUUUAUUUUU
Molecule: messenger RNA, 7107 nt
Organism: Artibeus jamaicensis (Jamaican fruit-eating bat)
Lineage: Eukaryota; Metazoa; Chordata; Mammalia; Chiroptera; Phyllostomidae
Gene: PTCH2
Product: patched 2
Exons: 21
Coding region: 2902-6612 (1236 amino acids)
Biological process (GO): smoothened signaling pathway
Cellular component (GO): plasma membrane
Molecular function (GO): hedgehog family protein binding; smoothened binding; hedgehog receptor activity
Source: RefSeq, a predicted model, not a curated record